Messenger RNA from Merops nubicus (carmine bee-eater), 1143 nucleotides. Its product is annotated as nesprin-2-like. NCBI's taxonomy places the organism in Eukaryota, Metazoa, Chordata, Aves, Coraciiformes, Meropidae. The record is from RefSeq and is a predicted model, not a curated record. Gene Ontology annotation, molecular function: protein binding. The transcript has 7 exons. The annotation marks the transcript as partial.
CACUUCACCAAUCAGAGGGAUGAGUUUGAGGGGACGAGGGAAAGCAUCCUUGUUUGGCUCACAGAAAUGGACCUCCAGCUGACAAACGUGGAGCACUUCUCAAAAAGUAACUUCGAUGACAAAAUGCGCCAGUUGAAUGGUUUCCAGCAGGAAAUAACACUAAACACCAAUAAGAUCGAUCAGCUCAUCGUUUUUGGGGAGCAGUUGAUUCAGAAGAGUGAGCCUUUGGAUGCUACCCUGAUUGAAGAUGAGUUGGAAGACCUUCAUCGAUACUGUCAGGAAGUCUUUGGGCGAGUUGCUCGGUUCCAUCAAAGACUGACUUCAAGGCAUCCUGGAUUGGAUGAUGAAAAAGAGACUUCUGAAAAUGAGACAGACCCAGAAGACUCCAGAGAAAUCCAGAAUGAUCCCUGGCAUAAAAAGGCCAUCAGCGAGGGGCCCUCUUCGACACAGUCCCUUUGCCACCUUGUGCCUCCUCCUCAAGGUCAUGAAAGAUCAGGCUGUGAAACCCCUGUCAGUGUUGACUCCAUCCCACUCGAGUGGGAUCAUACAGGUGAUGUGGGAGGUUCUUCCUCUCACGAAGAUGAAGAAGAAGCAACAUACUACAGUGCUCUCUCAGAUGUAGAAAUCACUGAAAAUCCUGAGGCAUAUCUUAAAAUGACCACAAAAACUUUGAAAGCAUCUUCUGGAAAGUCUGUUUCAGAAGCUCAUCCUUGGCGUUCUCCAGAUAGCCCAGUCUGCAGGAAGCACCGAUACAACCAGGCAGCUGGCCCAGAGACGAGUACUCCCUACAAGCCAGGCUAUGUGAAGCAGCUCAGCUCUGCAAGCAGCAGCAGCAUGACCAAGGAGAAAAUGACAGCUGCUAACAUGAGUGAUGAAGAACCCCAAGAUGACCAGGAGCUUGUGAAUAUAGCUGCUGCAGAGCAGCAGUCAGGCAUUAUUGAUAGGUGGGAGCUCAUCCAAGCUCAAGAUCUCAGAAAUAAACUUCGGAUGAAACAGAAAUUGCAGCAAUGGCAGCAGCUGAACUCAGAUCUCAGCGGUGUCUCUGCUUGGCUUGAUAAAACUGAGGAAGAGCUGGAAGAGCUGCAAAAAGUGAAACCUCCAACCAGCAUGCAGGCAUUGGAAGAAAGGGACAAGAAACUGAAA